Molecule: messenger RNA, 1229 nt
Organism: Phaeodactylum tricornutum CCAP 1055/1
Lineage: Eukaryota; Bacillariophyta; Bacillariophyceae; Surirellales; Neidiaceae
Exons: 3
Coding region: 6-1229 (407 amino acids)
Molecular function (GO): metallopeptidase activity
Source: RefSeq, a predicted model, not a curated record
UAUCAAUGGAAAUCUUAUGUUGUGAUUCUCUCUUAAACGCUCUUUCAUGUUCCGCGUUUUCAUGUCUCCUUCACGUACAAGAUUUCAAUCAAUUGCCUGCGAUCUUCCAUCGGCUUCCAAACGAAGCUUUCGAUUUCCUUUUCGGACUUCGUUACAUAGCAAUCGAUGCUUACAAAUGCAUGGAAAGUUGUCAGCCCCGCAGCAGCAUCGAAUCUAUGAUGACCUCAAAUACACCCAAGUCAAACGUUUCUAGAGCUUGCCGAUGUCUUUGCGGAAGUACUAUAAUUUGUCUGGUUCUAGCUGGUCUCGCAAUUUUCUUGGCCAUCCGUUUUACAGAUUCGGAUUCCCCAGGCGAUGUUUUGCCCGAUGAUUGGGAAGACCUUUUCGACGGUGAAAACACAUUCAACGCCACCGGUCCGGAGGAUGCACCUCGGUGGCAAAACGACGGUAACGGUCUCUCUCUUCAAAUUAUUCAGGCUCUCGACGAACGCUGGAUGCCAUAUUUUGAGCGCUCAGUUCGUCAAUGGGAUACGGGUAAGCCGAGCGUUUUAGAUUUAUUCUCUGUGCCAGUUGCGCAAAGCUCGGAAGUUUCCAGCUCUUGCGGGCCAGUUGAAGGAUCUUUGAAGGUAUGCAACGGAGACUAUGGGGAAACUGGAUGGAACGGAAUCAACGAACUGCUCUUGCUGGAUGAGAGGAUAAUAAUAGCAAGCACAGCCAAGAUGAAUGACUACUAUCUUGCAGACGCCUCCGACAACAGAAAACAGUACACGAUGUGUCAUGAAAUAGGGCACGCUUUUGGACUACCACACACGAACGAAGACUUUCGUAACGAAAAUACAGGAGAAUGCAUGGACUACACAAACGAUCCAAAAGUGAACAUGCAGCCCAAUCAAGAGAAUUUUCUGUUCCUGAGCGAAAUGUACGGUAGGCUACCAAGCUCGGGUGGAGUAGAUGAUAGUGAUGAACCGUCCAGAAAUCAAUCUUCCCCGACUUCUCAGUUGCCUGAAGGCAAUCGGAAACGUGCUCGAGAUUUGCGUGGUAGUCGCCGAUUGUUGGAACACUCCAUCCGUUACGCCCGAGAUACGGUACUUCCGAAAAUAGAAAAUCGAACUGACGGCAAGGAACACGAGGAUGGUUGGCUUCUUCUGCAUCGCUCGGCUCAAGGUAGCUUGCACGAGUUUCCAUUGGGCCCAAGAAUUAGUCUGCGUGUGCGCAAACUAUUCCCUUAA